Lepus europaeus (European hare) is the source of this 1127-nucleotide messenger RNA. RefSeq names its product chromosome 7 C11orf96 homolog (gene C7H11orf96). The coding region runs from base 268 to 639 and encodes 123 amino acids. The transcript has a single exon. The record is from RefSeq and is a predicted model, not a curated record. NCBI's taxonomy places the organism in Eukaryota, Metazoa, Chordata, Mammalia, Lagomorpha, Leporidae.
GCAGCGGCGAACACUUCAGAGCGAGGCAGAGCGGUGCAGCUCAGCGUCCCCCCACCCCCGGAGCCCCGCGCCCCCCGACGGGCCCGUCUGCACGCACACCCCAGAAGCGCUGGCCCGGGCCCGCGAGGGCACCGCCACCCCACAGCAGAUUUGGAUCCCCCGACCGGUGAACCCCAGGCUGCUGCCUCCCGGGGGGUCCCGGUGCAGCGGCCGACCCCGGAGAACCCAGGCACCCCGCCACCCGGCCCCGCAAACGCCAGCGGCACCAUGGCGGCCACCAAGCCCGGCGAGCUGGUGGGCGUUUGUUCUAGCUACCAAGCGGUGAUGCCGCACUUCGUGUGCCUGGCGGACGAGUUUCCGCAGCCCGUGCGGCCGGCCAAGCUGUGCAAGGGCAGGGGCCGGCUGCGGCGGCCGCGCCAGUCCAGGUUCAAGACGCAGCCGGUGACCUUCGACGAGAUCCAGGAGGUGGAGGAGGAAGGAGUGUCCCCCAUGGAGGAGGAAAAGGCCAAGAAAUCGUUCCUGCAGAGCCUGGAGUGCCUGCGCCGCAGCACGCAGAGCCUGUCCCUGCAGAGGGAGCAGCUCAGCAGCUGUAAAAUGAGGAACAGCCUGGACUCCAGCGACUCCGACUCGGCCCUGUGAGGGCUGCCGCGCGCGCUCCGGCAGGCACCCUGCGCCCAGCGGACCCCAGAGUGCAGGACACCGCCGCCCCUCGUGCGCUUGGACUCCCACCCGGCUCCCCCUUGGGUCGGUCGCGCUCGCUCGGGCCGCGGGCGGGCUCGGGGGGGUCGCGGGGCAGGGGGGCUGCUUUCUUUGCCCAUGUAAAUGUUUAUUUUUUAACUCCUCUCAGUACGGACUACCGCGAGUGUGUGCGCCGCCCUGUGCCUCGUCCAACUGCUCACACGCCGUCCCCUGGGCCCCUGGCACACGCCCGCACACACUCACGCGACUCACUCUCGCCCGAACACUUCGGGAACUGUCAGGCGCGGCCAGCAGCGGCUGUGGCUGGAGGGUGGAUAUUUAUUUUUGCAUUGCGAUGGCCGAAGGCAUUUAUUUAAUGGUCUUUAUACUUGGAUCUGUCUGUGAGGCUCCCAAAUGGAGACAAAUAAAAUCCAUAUAUUUGCACAGUG